Choloepus didactylus (southern two-toed sloth) is the source of this 5332-nucleotide messenger RNA. It is a transcript of the gene TMEM59, whose product is annotated as transmembrane protein 59. Gene Ontology annotation, biological process: positive regulation of autophagy. NCBI's taxonomy places the organism in Eukaryota, Metazoa, Chordata, Mammalia, Pilosa, Megalonychidae. The record is from RefSeq and is a predicted model, not a curated record. The transcript is spliced from 9 exons. Gene Ontology annotation, cellular component: lysosome; late endosome. Bases 119 to 1120 code for a protein of 333 amino acids.
AGACGGCUGAGGCGGAAGCAGUGGCCGGUGGGGCUGGAAAGGGGCCGGCGCCAGAAGGAGGAGGAAGCCCUGAAAAGAAAACAGCAACAAGCUGAGCUGCUGUGACAGAGGGAACAAAAUGGCGGCGCUGAGGCGGAGCCUCUGGGUCAGGGCCCGGCUGGGGCUCCCGCCACUGCUGCUUUUGACCAUGGCCCUGGCCGGAGGCUCGGGAACCGCUUCGGCUGAAGCGUUUGACUCGGUCUUGGGGGAUACAGCGUCUUGCCACCGGGCCUGUCAGUUGACCUACCCCUUGCACACCUACCCCAAGGUCCCUGCCAGUUUAUACACAGUGGAUCACACAGAAGAGGAGUUAUACGCAUGUCAGAGAGGUUGCAGGCUGUUUUCAAUUUGUCAGUUUGUGGAUGAUGGAAUUGAUUUAAAUCGAACCAAAUCGGAAUGUGAAUCUGCAUGUACAGAAGCAUAUUCCCAAUCUGAUGAGCAAUAUGCUUGCCAUCUUGGUUGCCAGAAUCAGCUGCCAUUUGCUGAAUUGAGACAAGAACAACUCAUGUCCCUGAUGCCAAAAAUGCAUCUGCUCUUCCCUCUUACUCUGGUGAGGUCAUUCUGGAGUGACAUGAUGGACUCUGCACAAAGCUUCAUAACCUCUUCAUGGACUUUUUAUCUUCAGGCUGAUGAUGGAAAAAUAGUUAUAUUCCAGUCUAAGCCAGAAAUUCAGUAUGCACCACAGUUGGAGCAGGAGCCUACCGAUUUGAAAGAAUCAUCUCUGAGCAAAAUGUCCUAUCUGCAAAUGAGUUCACAAGCACACAAGAGCUAUCUUGAAGAUGGCGAAAAUGAUGGCUUUUUAAGAUGCCUCUCUCUUAACUCUGGAUGGAUCUUAACCACUACUCUCGUCCUUUCGGUGAUGGUAUUGCUCUGGAUUUGUUGUGCGACUGUUGCUACAGCUGUGGAGCAGUAUGUUCCCUCUGAGAAGCUGAGUAUCUAUGGUGACUUGGAAUUUGUGAAUGAACAAAAGCUAAACAGAUAUCCAGCUUCUUCCCUUGUGGUUAUUAGAUCUAAAACUGAAGAUCAUGAAGAAGCAGGGCCUCUACCUACAAAAGUGAAUCUUGCUCAUUCAGAGAUUUAAGCUUUUUUUUUUUUUAAUGAAAUGUGUAAUAGACACCUUAAUUUCAUUCCUGAUAGAGCUUUUAAAAAUGGUUUCAUUGGAUAUAGGGCUUAAGAAAUCAUUAUAAGAUCCAAAUAAAGUUACCCAAAUCUGUGAAGACUGUAUUUACUGUAACUUUACCUGUAUUUUUUUCUAAUAAUUUAAAAGUGGAUAUUUGUGAUUGUAUUUUUAUUUUACUAAUAUCUGUAACUACUCUAAUUUUUAUUUGCAUUAUUUUUUGCUUUUUGCUUUUUGCUUUUCUUAACCACAUUCUAUGAGCUGAUCAUUCUUCCCCCACCUCCUACCAUGAUGUCAUCAAUCACCUUAGUUAAUAAAUUGAGUACUUGGUAGGAUAUGAUGCUUCUGCUCAGAAAGGGCCCACAAACCUGUAAUUUGACAUUUAGCAGGAGAUGCCCUUUAAUGACAUUACCUUUUCAGUUGUAGUGAACUGAAAUCAUUAAAAUUUUAUUUGAAUAACCAUAUGCUGAAAUUUGAGUUAAUAUACUACUGAUUUUCCAGCACUUCCUUCCUAUCCCACCUGACCCAUAAAAGAAUUACAAAAUGUUCUGUGUCCAUCUAUUGCUAUAUAAUAUGAUGAUCAUAUUAAACAAAUUGAAGCAAAAAUGAUCCUCUCAGAACUGCAUUUUAUGUUGUCUUGCACAGUUUUUGUUAGAUGAUUUUUUCAAAAGAACUUUCUCUUUUAAAAAGCAUAUCAAGUAUAAGGUAAAGAUACUUGCAGAGAAAACUUCAUUUUGACAGUAAGAAUUAGACUCAUGUGAUGCAGAAUUAAGUAUAGAUUUCACUUGGCAAAAACCGUUGUUACUAACAUUCCUUUACCUACAAUAAUAUAGAUUUAAAAUAAGAGUGAUAUCAGGUAACUUAGCACACUAGAAUUUUAAUAUAAUUCAUUGCUAUUAUACCAUGAAAUGGUAACUUUGCAAACCAUUACUUUUCCUUAAUCACAGACUCAUUGCUGACAUCUGCUGUAGUGCUAUUUGAGUAACAAGUGAGACACAAAAUUACCCUAUAGUCUUGUUCUCAGCUUUCUCUGAAACAAAGAAAAUACACUUAACAGCUAAUCAAGUAAGACUUUGGCCACAAAACAUAGGUUUCUGAUUUUAAAAUAGUUUGUCUAAAUUUGGAAGAUGGAGGGUUAGAAAGUAUGUGAACAUAUUCAGAGGGAGAGGGAGAGUAGAGAAGGAAUUGCUAAGCAGUCAUUGUUGUGAGAAAACAUACAACAAGCAUGGAUAAUGAUUUGUAGUUAUAUUUCAAAAAAAAAAAAAAGCCCUGUUGUCUAUUUCCCAUCCGUAAUGCAUACUUAUAUUCCUUUAUUGGGGACAGGACUAAUGGAAAUGUAUCCAGUAAAGCACACUGUGCAUCCAGUAAAACACACUGAGGGGGAAAUACACAAAAUGCUACAGAUUUAUAGGAGUCAGCCCACUUUUAGGAACAGCCUCCCUUAUAAUCACAAUAUUCAGAUAAGAAGGACCCAGUGUACAACUGUCCUAUAUUCUUCUACCUUCCCCUUGGUUUUGUUUCUCUUUGCUUCCUGACUGAGGUACCCCUGAUAUGCCCUCGUUCCUCUUGAAAAUAUUGAUCCAUGUUUAGAUGCAAUUUUUCCUCUUUUGUUUUAUAAGAGGAGUCUUUGUGUGUGGAAAUAGUCAUUCCUUGUAUUUAGUAGGCACUCAAAUAUUUGUCCUGCCUUUAUUUUUCUUAUAACAUGAUUAAACCAGACGGACUUUUUCAAAGAGUUUUACUUUAAAAAGAAAAGAAAGAAAUAUUAUCCACCCCCACUCCCACCUCCCACUAUGCACACAGUAUAAAAUGUUUCUGAUUCUGAAAAUUCCAACCACAGAAACAAAACUGAGCUUCUAGGCCCUUCUCCUAAAAUAACAAUUUAGACCUUGGAUGGCCCGACUUUACUUAGCUCCUUGUCUCUGUGAGACAAGCAUUAUCUUCCCUGUCACACAGCAGGCAUCUUCUUGAGAAUCUUGUCUUGGUCUAGGCAAAUCCCCAAGACCCUUGAGUCUCCUGGUUCAAACCUCCCAGACUCCUAAAUGCUUCUACUUAGUGCAGGUCCCUCGUCUAAGAGUCACCCUAAUUCAGGCAGUUGUAAAGACAGUAGUAAUCACCAUAAUGGAUGAUCUGGGACCAAGUUUCCCAAUCUUCUCACAAAAUUUCAUGGGUACAUUUUGUUUAUGAUACAUUUUUUGGUAAAUCAGAAAUUAUCAGGUUAUUGGGUCUAUCAAUCUUGUCUCUAAUUCCUGUCAUGCAUCAGCAUGUAGCAGGGCCCCUAACUUCUGAAAGUGAUAUCCAAACGUAAAGCUGGCGGAAAAGGGAAAGACAAAACAGAGAGCAGUGUUCCAGGCAGUGGGGACGGUAUGCUCAAGACAUAGAGGCUAAAGGGUGGGGAAUUGCAAAGUGUUUAGUAGGCUGAGAUAUAGCAUGCAAAAGCAUGCCAGUAGUUGAGUUGGAGGGACCAGAUAAUAAAGGACCUUAUAAAACCUAAACUUGAUCUUGAGUGUAAUGGGGAGCCAUUGAAAGCUUUUAAGCAAGAAAGUUACAGUGUUUUAUAAUGGCUCAUUCAGACAAUGAUAUGGAGGAUAGAGCAGAGGAAGACAUUCCGAAGGUCAACAAUAUCCACCCUUUAGAGUCCCUUAAAUUAUGUCGUCAUCCAGUCAUCCAUUCUUUCUGCAGAACCACAUUGAAAGCAGCCAGAGAAGAACCUGCCCUAAAUGGGAAUUUCCAUUGCCAUCCCAAGUUUUUUAUUUUUUUCAUUCCCAUUAAUCCUAUUUCCUUUCAUUUUACUUCAUGCAUAUUUUCAAACUCUUACCUAUGUUGGUACCCCACAUUGUUGUUUUGGUGGUAACCCUAGGACUGGUCUCUGGGUCCUGGGCAGUAUCUGAGUGAUGCCAAGCAAACUGGGAAGGCUGCUCCAUGGAUCCCAAGCCUCUUACCAGACUUCUUCAUGUGGGGCUAAAUUUUUAAAACUGCAAUGCUAGGUCAAUUUAUCACCAUCCAUUAAUCUAGAUUUGCCAACCCAGCUUCUACUGACUCAGUCUGCCCUUGAUUCUGUCCCACCAGGUUUUCAGUUGCUAAGAAUGUCAUAUUUGCAUUUGAGUAUCAUCAACAUGAGUAACCUUUUUCAUCUUUCUUUCUUUGACCUCUGUUCUAGAUUAGAGCCUGGGCGUGGGGGUAUGUCCAGUGAUAGAGAUAAAGAUUGAGAUAGCAGGAAGUUCAGUCUUCUGUGGGAAGGUAGUUUGUACAGUUAGUAUGGAUUUUGACUCCUUGCAGUAAUUCAAUUCUGUAGCACAGUUUAUAUCCCUCUUCUGGAAUUCAUAAUUGUUGAAGCCAGGUAAAUGUAUUUCACUACAAACUCUUGUUCUGUGAUGAUAGUGACUUUUUUUGUUUAGAGCAGGGGUUCUUAACCUUUUUUUUUGUGCCAUGGACCUUUUUGGUGGCAGUCUGAUGUAGCCCAGGAACCUUUUCAGAAUAGUGUUUUCAAAUGCAUAGAGUUAAAUAUGAAGGAUUGCAAAGGAAAUUAAUUAUAUUAAAAUAUAUUUAUCAAAAUAUUUUCAACAUUUUGUUAUACAGUAAUAGAUAUACUCCUUUAUUAACGCGUAAAACAAAAUAUAAUGGUGGGUCUAGAACUGUCAUUUUGAAGUGAUUUCGAAGUAAUAUUUUGAAAUACCUACAACUGCAAUAUGAUAUCAAAAUGUCUAUGAUUUCUAUUGGUGACAGUCACAGAUAGUACUAAAAAUAUUGUGGAUUGUUGACUACAUUCAUAAUUGAAGGAAAUGCUAUAUUUCAGUUAGAAGUUAAUGAAAAUAAAGAUUUAAUUUUUCCCAUACAAGUUUACAGAACCCCUGCUUUAGAGGUUGUUUAAUUUUCCUUUGUCAUUUUAAGAGUAAAUUAUUUUUGUUUGCUUGUUCAUUUCUAAAUUAUUUGGGCUUAAUUUUACUGCCUCUUGUAUGCUUUUUAUGCUUGAAUUGUUUUUGCAAUGUUGGAACAUCAAUAAUUGAAGGCUUGGGUAGAAAAAAAUAAGCAACUGAUUAGAAAUGAGAGGUUUCACAAAAGCUCUUAAUGUUACCUCAAGAUAUGCCAUCAUGCAGUCAUUAUUGGAAACCCAAAUCUGUUAAAUUCAUAAUCCUUACACGUGGUAAACUUGAAUAAAAUUUGGAUUAUCUGCAUUAA